Molecule: messenger RNA, 624 nt
Organism: Protopolystoma xenopodis
Lineage: Eukaryota; Metazoa; Platyhelminthes; Monogenea; Polystomatidea; Polystomatidae
Source: the annotation of a GenBank genome assembly
AUGGUGCUAAGAAUGGCGAUGCUCACUGACGAUGCCGACUAUGAUGCCGGUGAAACGUUUGAGAAUGUACCACGUCCACUGUUCAACUUUGGAAAUGAUCAUUCAGACAAUGGACUUCGGACUAGUUGCGUUCCUCUAACUCUUCUUACCAAUAUGACUAUGGUCACCGUUACUUCUCUGUUAUGCGACCGAUUCCCACCCAAGUUACAUCUAUUUCGUAACUAUCCCUCACCGCAAGAAGAGAUCCACAAUCAUCUGGCUCAGACAGGAUGGACAUCGACUCCUCUUUCCUGCACAGAUCCUGCUAUCAGCUCCGACAGGACCACAUCUUACGCUGCGAGUGUGCUUGCUUUCUUCGCUGGCUCGCCAGCCAGCGGAAGUGACCUUCCAGCGGCUAUGCGAAAUAGUCACAACCUUAUGGGUUUCGGUGAGGCAUCCAGGGGACUGAAUUUCGCCACUGGCAAUGAUUCUUGUGGUGUAAGCGGCACUGGCAGUGGAGCUGGUGGGCCGACUACUGAGUCUGAUCGCUCCGGCCAGACGUUUUUAGGAAAUGGGAUAUUUCUUCCGCCGCCCUUGAAUGAAAACCAGAGCGACACAGUGACCUGUUUAACUACGGCCCUUUAA